ACCGCUGCUGCCGCCGCCGCCGCUGCUACCACUGCUACUGGAGGUGGGCAGGCGCCUCCGCGGUUCUUUAUUCUCUCUCCAAAGCCGUUGCUCCUCCCGCCGCUGCCAUCGUGCUCCCCCGCCUCUGCCAGGCAGGAGCAGACAGGCCCUGCACCGGCGCCCCUGGUCUCUGGGGCCUUCCCUGCAGUGCAGAGGCUACCGAAGACAGCACUGGCUAGUGGGCAGAAGAAUUGUAACCAACAGGGGUGGCCUUGGCUCUCCAUCAUCACCCUUUGCCUGCUUCUGAGCUCACGUUUGGGAUUUCUACUUGGAGAGAAUUCUGCUUAUCUCCUACCAUGAGCCUGGAGGGCUGGGGAGAGGACCUGGUGCUCCCCUAGCCAUAACUGGCUAAACUUUGAGAUCACAGCUGCAUCUGCUGCUCCAGAGCACCCAGCAUGGGGGGAGUAGCUCCGAAGAGGCCUAAGGGCACUCCAUAAGAACUCCCACACACACCCAGGAAUUGGGCUCGAGCUGUAUCAUGCCUCCUCUGCCACUGGAACACAGACCCAGGCAGGAGCCUGGUGCCUCCAUGCUGGUUCGAUACUUCAUGAUCCCCUGCAACAUCUGCUUGAUCCUGUUGGCUACUUCCACGUUGGGCUUUGCGGUUCUGCUUUUCCUCAGCAACUACAAACCUGGAAUCCACUUCACACCAGCGCCUCCUACGCCUCCUGAUGUAUGCAGGGGAAUGUUAUGUGGCUUUGGUGCUGUGUGUGAACCUAGUGUUGAGGACCCAGGCCGUGCCUCCUGUGUGUGCAAGAAGAAUGCUUGCCCUGCUACGGUGGCUCCCGUGUGUGGCUCAGAUGCCUCCACCUAUAGCAACGAGUGCGAGCUGCAGCGCGCCCAGUGCAACCAGCAGCGGCGCAUCCGCCUGCUUCGCCAAGGGCCAUGUGGGUUCCGGGACCCCUGUGCCAACGUGACCUGCAGUUUCGGUAGUACCUGUGUACCUUCGGCUGACGGACAGACUGCCUCAUGUCUGUGUCCUACAACCUGCUUCGGGGCCCCUGAUGGCACAGUGUGUGGCAGUGACGGUGUUGACUACCCUAGUGAGUGCCAGCUGCUUAGUCAUGCCUGUGCCAGCCAGGAGCACAUCUUCAAGAAGUUCAAUGGUCCUUGUGACCCCUGCCAGGGCAGCAUGUCAGACCUGAACCACAUUUGCCGUGUGAACCCACGUACACGGCACCCAGAAAUGCUUCUGCGGCCUGAGAACUGCCCUGCCCAGCACACACCUAUCUGUGGAGAUGAUGGGGUCACCUAUGAAAACGACUGUGUCAUGAGCCGUAUAGGUGCAACCCGUGGCCUGCUUCUCCAGAAAGUACGCUCUGGUCAAUGCCAAACUCGAGACCAGUGCCCGGAGACCUGCCAGUUUAACUCCGUAUGCCUGUCCCGCCGUGGCCGUCCCCACUGUUCCUGCGAUCGUGUCACCUGUGAUGGGUCUUACAGGCCUGUGUGUGCCCAAGAUGGGCACACAUACAACAAUGACUGUUGGCGCCAACAGGCUGAGUGUCGACAACAGCGGGCCAUUCCUCCCAAGCACCAGGGCCCGUGUGACCAGACCCCGUCCCCAUGCCAUGGAGUGCAAUGUGCAUUUGGGGCAGUAUGCACAGUGAAGAACGGGAAAGCCGAGUGCGAGUGCCAGCGGGUGUGCUCCGGCAUCUACGAUCCUGUGUGCGGCAGUGACGGUGUCACUUACGGCAGUGUGUGCGAGCUGGAAUCCAUGGCCUGUACCCUUGGGCGGGAAAUCCAAGUGGCCCGCAGAGGACCCUGUGACCGAUGUGGGCAGUGCCGUUUUGGAUCCCUGUGCGAGGUGGAGACUGGCCGCUGUGUGUGCCCCUCUGAGUGUGUAGAGUCAGCCCAGCCCGUAUGCGGUUCUGACGGACACACAUACGCUAGUGAAUGUGAGCUGCAUGUCCACGCCUGUACGCACCAGAUCAGCCUACACGUGGCCUCAGCUGGACACUGCCAGACCUGUGGAGAAAAAGUUUGUACCUUUGGGGCUGUGUGCUCAGCUGGACAGUGUGUAUGUCCCCGUUGUGAGCACCCUCCACCUGGCCCUGUGUGUGGCAGUGAUGGUGUCACCUACCUCAGUGCCUGUGAGCUACGAGAAGCUGCCUGUCAGCAGCAGGUACAAAUUGAGGAGGCCCAUGCAGGGCCGUGUGAGCCGGCUGAGUGUGGCUCAGGGGGCUCUGGUUCUGGGGAGGACGACGAGUGUGAACAGGAGCUGUGCCGGCAGCGUGGUGGUAUCUGGGACGAGGACUCAGAAGAUGGGCCAUGUGUCUGUGACUUUAGCUGCCAGAGUGUCCCUAGAAGCCCAGUGUGUGGCUCGGAUGGAGUCACCUAUGGCACCGAGUGUGAUCUGAAGAAGGCCAGGUGCGAAUCACAGCAAGAACUGUACGUUGCUGCUCAGGGAGCCUGCCGUGGCCCUACCUCGGCUCCACUGCUACCUGUGGCCUUCCCACACUGCGCCCAAACCCCCUAUGGCUGCUGCCAGGACAAUGUCACUGCUGCCCAGGGUGUGGGCUUGGCUGGCUGUCCCAGCACCUGCCAUUGCAACCCCCAUGGCUCCUACAGUGGCACUUGUGACCCAGCCACAGGGCAGUGCUCCUGCCGCCCAGGUGUAGGAGGCCUCAGGUGUGAUCGCUGUGAACCUGGCUUCUGGAACUUCCGUGGCAUCGUCACUGAUGGACAUAGUGGUUGCACUCCCUGCAGCUGCGACCCUCGGGGUGCCGUAAGGGAUGACUGUGAGCAGAUGACUGGAUUGUGUUCCUGUAGGCCUGGUGUGGCUGGUCCCAAGUGUGGACAGUGUCCAGAUGGUCAAGUCCUGGGCCAUGUAGGCUGUGAAGCAGAUCCCAUGACGCCUGUGACUUGUGUGGAGAUACACUGCGAGUUCGGGGCCUCCUGCGUAGAGGAGGCUGGUUUCGCCCAAUGUGUCUGCCCAACCCUCACAUGUCCAGAGGCUAACUCUACCAAGGUCUGCGGAUCAGACGGUGUGACAUAUGGCAAUGAAUGCCAGCUGAAGGCCAUUGCCUGCCGCCAGCGUCUGGACAUCUCCACUCAGAGUCUUGGUCCCUGCCAGGAGAGUGUUACUCCUGGGGCUUCCCCAACAUCUGCAUCAAUGACUACCCCAAGGCAUAUCCUGAGCAAGACGCUGCCAUUUCCCCACAACAGCCUUCCUCUGUCUCCCGGCAGUACCACCCAUGAUUGGCCCACCCCAUUACCCAUAUCACCUCACACCACAGUCAGCAUCCCCAGAAGCACCGCAUGGCCUGUGCUGACCGUGCCCCCUACAGCAGCAGCCUCUGAUGUAACCAGUCUCGCAACAUCAAUCUUCAGUGAAUCCGGCAGCGCCAAUGGGAGUGGCGACGAGGAACUGAGUGGAGAUGAGGAGGCCAGUGGGGGCGGGUCUGGGGGACUUGAGCCCCCGGUGGGCAGCAUUGUGGUGACCCAUGGGCCACCCAUCGAGAGGGCUUCCUGCUACAACUCACCUUUGGGCUGCUGCUCAGAUGGCAAGACACCCUCACUGGACUCCGAAGGCUCCAACUGUCCUGCUACCAAGGCAUUCCAGGGCGUGCUGGAGCUUGAGGGGGUCGAGGGACAGGAACUGUUCUACACACCUGAGAUGGCUGACCCCAAGUCAGAGUUGUUUGGGGAGACCGCAAGGAGCAUUGAAAGCACGCUGGACGACCUGUUCCGGAAUUCAGACGUCAAGAAGGACUUCUGGAGUGUCCGCCUACGGGAACUGGGGCCUGGCAAGUUGGUCCGCGCCAUUGUGGACGUUCACUUUGACCCUACCACAGCCUUCCAGGCAUCAGAUGUGGGUCAGGCCUUGCUCCGACAGAUCCAGGUAUCUAGGCCAUGGGCCCUGGCAGUGAGGAGGCCUCUGCAGGAGCAUGUGCGAUUCUUAGACUUUGACUGGUUUCCCACUUUCUUUACGGGAGCUGCAACAGGAACUACAGCAGCUAUGGCCACAGCCAGAGCCACCACUGUGAGCCGACUGCCGGCCUCUUCCGUCACCCCACGAGUCUACCCCAGUCACACCAGCCGGCCUGUUGGCAGAACUACAGCACCACCAACCACUCGCCGGCCACCAACCACUGCCACCAACAUGGACCGGCCUCGGACCCCAGGCCAUCAACAGCCCCCAAAGUCCUGUGAUUCCCAACCUUGCCUCCAUGGAGGUACCUGCCAGGACCAGGAUUCUGGCAAGGGUUUCACCUGCAGCUGUACUGCAGGCAGGGGUGGCUCUGUCUGUGAGAAAGUACAACCCCCCACCAUGCCAGCUUUUAAGGGCCACUCCUUCUUGGCCUUCCCCACCCUCCGAGCCUACCACACACUGCGCCUAGCACUGGAAUUCCGGGCUUUGGAGACAGAGGGACUGCUACUCUACAAUGGCAAUGCACGCGGCAAAGAUUUCCUGGCUCUGGCUCUAUUGGAUGGGCGUGUGCAGUUCAGGUUUGACACAGGCUCAGGGCCAGCAGUGCUAACGAGCUUAGUGCCAGUGGAACCAGGACGGUGGCACCGCCUCGAGUUGUCACGGCAUUGGCGUCAGGGCACACUUUCUGUGGAUGGCGAGACUCCUGUUGUAGGUGAAAGUCCCAGUGGCACCGAUGGCCUCAACUUGGACACGAACCUCUAUGUGGGUGGUAUCCCAGAAGAACAAGUUGCCAUGGUGCUUGAUCGGACCUCUGUGGGCGUUGGCCUGAAAGGAUGCAUUCGUAUGCUGGAUAUCAACAAUCAGCAGCUGGAGCUUAGCGACUGGCAGAGGGCUGCGGUUCAAAGCUCUGGUGUGGGAGAAUGUGGAGACCAUCCGUGCUUACCUAACCCCUGCCAUGGUGGGGCCCUAUGCCAGGCACUGGAGGCUGGCAUGUUCCUCUGUCAGUGCCCGCCUGGCCGCUUUGGCCCAACUUGUGCAGAUGAAAAGAGCCCCUGCCAGCCGAACCCCUGCCAUGGGGCAGCCCCCUGUCGUGUGCUUUCCAGCGGUGGGGCCAAGUGCGAGUGCCCCCUGGGACGCAGUGGUACCUUCUGUCAGACAGUCCUGGAGACUGCUGGCUCCCGGCCCUUCCUGGCUGACUUUAAUGGCUUCUCCUACCUGGAACUGAAAGGCUUGCACACCUUCGAGAGAGACCUAGGGGAGAAGAUGGCGCUGGAGAUGGUGUUCUUGGCUCGUGGGCCCAGUGGCUUACUCCUCUACAAUGGGCAGAAGACAGAUGGCAAGGGGGACUUUGUAUCCCUGGCCCUGCAUAACCGGCACCUAGAGUUCUGCUAUGACCUUGGCAAGGGGGCUGCAGUCAUCAGGAGCAAAGAGCCCAUAGCCCUGGGAACCUGGGUCAGGGUAUUCCUGGAACGAAAUGGCCGCAAGGGUGCCCUUCAAGUGGGUGAUGGUCCCCGUGUGCUAGGGGAAUCUCCGAAAUCCCGCAAGGUUCCGCACACCAUGCUCAACCUCAAGGAGCCUCUCUAUAUUGGGGGAGCUCCUGACUUCAGCAAGCUGGCCAGGGGGGCUGCAGUGUCCUCUGGCUUCAAUGGUGUCAUCCAGCUGGUGUCUCUAAGAGGCCAUCAACUGCUGACUCAGGAGCAUGUGUUGCGGGCAGUAGAUGUCUCACCUUUUGCAGACCACCCUUGUACCCAGGCCUUGGGCAACCCCUGCCUUAAUGGGGGCUCGUGUGUCCCGAGGGAAGCCACUUAUGAAUGCCUGUGUCCUGGGGGCUUCUCUGGGCUGCACUGCGAGAAGGGGCUAGUUGAGAAGUCAGUGGGGGACCUAGAAACACUGGCCUUUGAUGGGCGGACCUACAUCGAAUACCUCAAUGCUGUGAUUGAGAGCGAGCUGACCAAUGAGAUCCCAGCCCCUGAAACUCUGGAUUCCCGGGCCCUUUUCAGUGAGAAGGCACUGCAGAGCAACCACUUUGAACUGAGCUUACGCACUGAGGCCACUCAGGGGCUGGUGCUGUGGAUUGGCAAGGCUGCAGAACGUGCAGAUUACAUGGCCCUGGCCAUCGUGGACGGGCACCUGCAACUGAGCUAUGACCUAGGUUCCCAGCCAGUUGUGCUGCGCUCCACUGUGAAGGUCAACACCAACCGCUGGCUUCGAAUCAGGGCUCACAGGGAGCACAGGGAAGGUUCCCUUCAGGUGGGCAACGAAGCCCCUGUGACUGGAUCUUCCCCAUUGGGUGCCACGCAACUGGACACAGAUGGAGCCCUGUGGCUUGGAGGCCUGCAGAAGCUUCCUGUGGGGCAGGCUCUACCCAAGGCCUAUGGCACAGGUUUUGUGGGCUGUCUGCGGGACGUGGUAGUGGGCCAUCGCCAGUUGCAUCUGCUGGAGGACGCUGUCACCAAACCAGAGCUAAGACCCUGCCCCACUCCCUGAGCUGCCACCAGAGCUGCCACCUUCCCUACUGUAAUUAUUUUCUAUUUUUGUAAACUUGUUGCAUUUUUAUAUGAUUUUCUUGACUGCACGUUGGCCAGAAGGACUGCUGGCCUGGCCUCCUUUCCGUCCGGGCAGCUGUGCUGCAGAGACAAAGUGGUGCUAAGGGACUCUUAAGUAGACCGCAGCACCUAGAGCCCUGGGCUUUGAAGGCAGCCUUAGACAUACUCCUCUGCCUAAGGUACCGUGCCUCAGCCCCUUGCACUGUAUGUUUCUACCUGUCCACUUGUAUUGGUCCUUUGGGUCUCCUGGCCCAUUGUUAGGCCCUGUUUGUGUGUUAUUAAUGUGUUAUUGGAUGAGAACUGUAUCCCUGAGCAGGAGGGUGCUGUUGGGGUUGAGGGGGCCCUUCAUUAAACCAAGUAACAUUGGGUCCUUUGUAGGUUCCCACUUAAGCUGCUCUCCUGUGUGUGCUAAGGGCCAGCCUCACCCCAAGCUAGCCUGGACCCCUAGUGCUCCCUGUGACAAUACUGUGAUAUAAAAAACCUGAUAAUUGGGGCAUCAUCUUACUUCCCAAAAUGUGUUUGCCUGUCCCUGGAGGCUGUAAACAGAAGCCAGGCUCCAUCUAGGUUGUCCUGGCUGGUCCUCAGUUGGCCUUACCCACCUACUCAGUUACCCUGAACAUGGUCAUCCUUUCCCCAAAACACCAGGCCACUUAGGAAUCCCUAAGAGGGAGUGCAUCACUACGGGAUGUGGUUGACCUCCAUUGCUUACCUGCCUAAGCAGCCAGCUACAUCUGUCUCUCAAAGAUGUCCAGCCAGACUCCUAACUAUAUACUUCGACCAUUGAUUUUGUUUGAUUUCUGAUGUGGAAGUGCGGUCAUUCCUGUUCUAACGCACAGCAAACUUUAAUUGGUCUAACGUGAGGGCAACCCACAGUUGGUCCAUUGUAACGAUGGUCAUCCUUGUUUGAGUGACAGUUACUGCCCGGUGUCCAGCCGAGGGCAGGGACUAGAAUGGCAGAGAUGACUAUAGAGCCAAAAAUGACUGAAACUGAAGCAACCGUCUGCUUCUCCAUCCCCUAUCUUUAAUGUCCAGCACAGUCAUCUCGGGAGAAAAACCAGACAAAUCUGGGAUGGGGGCAGUCUGACCUUCUUCCUGCUUCGGUGAUCAAGGCUAGAGGGAACUGCAUGGUAUCUUGUUACUAACUCCAGUAUGUGUCAAUGUCAAAUACCAUGAAAUAAAGUCUGAAAACCUUAAAA
Molecule: messenger RNA, 7652 nt
Organism: Rattus rattus (black rat)
Lineage: Eukaryota; Metazoa; Chordata; Mammalia; Rodentia; Muridae
Gene: Agrn
Product: agrin
Exons: 38
Coding region: 518-6397 (1959 amino acids)
Biological process (GO): receptor clustering; G protein-coupled acetylcholine receptor signaling pathway
Molecular function (GO): laminin binding; calcium ion binding
Source: RefSeq, a predicted model, not a curated record